Phyllotreta striolata is the source of this 1133-nucleotide messenger RNA. The record is from the annotation of a GenBank genome assembly. NCBI's taxonomy places the organism in Eukaryota, Metazoa, Arthropoda, Insecta, Coleoptera, Chrysomelidae.
CGUCAUAAGACGUAAGUGACACAUGACAUAUUUACAGGAAAUCCUCGUUAAAAUUACGAAGUUAUCGAAUCGAAUAAGCCAAGCACUCGUACAGCAAUAAGUGAGAACUUUUUUGGUGUUUUACAUAACACAUAUUUUGUAAUAUUGCGAAAUAAUUUAGAAAAUCAACCACAAAAAUGCCUAGAAGAGGACGAGCAUCUCCAUCACCAACUCGCAGAUCGAGCAACCUCCCAGCGAGGGCCCCAGCCCCUGCGCCCCCGGCCCCCGUACACGCCGCCCCGGCGCCCUCGCAGGGCCCCGGAUUGAUGGGACAAAUGGCGGCGACGGCCGGAGGAGUCGCCAUCGGCUCGGCCGUAGGCCACACCAUCGGACACGCCAUGACGGGAUUGUUCAGCGGAGGCGGAUCGGGCGAAGCGCCCGUCCAACAGGCGCCCCAACAGGCGGCCCCGCAGCAGCAGUACGGGCAGCAAGCGGGCAGCGAGAACGGACCCUGCGGAUGGGAGAUUCAGCAGUUCUUGCAAUGCGCUUCCACCCAAUCGGAUUUGUCGCUGUGCCAAGGAUUCAACGAGGCUAUACAGCAAUGUAAAGUUAGGAACAAUAUCCCUGUUUAGAUGUGGAGUAGUCGGGUUUCAAAUUCUAGUAUUUAGUAGGCAAAAAAGUAAUGUUUUUUUUUCCUAAUAAUGUGUACUAUUGUUGCGUUAUGUUAAAAUAAAGCGUAAAUGUGAAUUGCUUGUUUGAUAAAAUUGCUUCGAUUUGUCUACAAACUGUAAAGAUUGUUGCGAAAAGCAUACAACAUAAUGUUAAAUCUAUAAUAACUACAUUUUUAUUAUACAGCAAUCAUAAAAACUAUUAUUAAUUGUAAAAUUUUAUGAAUUCAAUUAAAAAUUCCUCGUCACAAAAAAACUGGCCCUUUUCUUCGUACUUACCUGGUUACUUUGCUAGUGACCAACGUUAUGAUUAAUUGACUUAUUGGCGUAUUGUUAACAGUCCAAAAUAAAUUCACAUACAAAGAAUUACUACAAUUAGUAAAUAAUAAACUUUUAAAGAGGGAUUAAUUUCAAAAAUUUGAACCACCAUUUUUUCUAUCAUCUCAAUGUCAACAACGUCAAAUUCUUCUUUUCUUUACGUUCUCG